This is a messenger RNA of Ipomoea triloba (trilobed morning glory), 1032 nucleotides long. RefSeq lists its product as uncharacterized. The record is from RefSeq and is a predicted model, not a curated record. Lineage: Eukaryota; Viridiplantae; Streptophyta; Magnoliopsida; Solanales; Convolvulaceae. The transcript has a single exon. The coding region runs from base 1 to 1032 and encodes 343 amino acids. Gene Ontology annotation, molecular function: nucleic acid binding; RNA-DNA hybrid ribonuclease activity.
AUGAUGUUUUUGUGGCGGUAUUUCUUGUUUCCUGGUCUCAACUCGCGAAUCGAAACACAGAAAGAGGAAAUCGUGUUUUUCUUUUUCGAACCCAAUAGCUUCUCGGAACGACAUGGAUGUUCGGACUCUCCUGGGCUUCCCCUGUGGAGAGCCCUUAGUGAUACUCUCCCUAUCACUACUAAUUUACUUAUAAGGAGGGUAGAUGUAGACCCAACAUGUCCAAAGUGUGCUGAUUGUCAUGAGAAUGUGUUUCACGCAUUAGUUUUAUGUACCUACUCCCAACUAGUAUGGCAUGAACUCAACUUACCUACUGUACCAGCUGGUGGAGGUUCAUUUAGUGUGUGGCUCACAUUUAUUUUUAUGAAUUUUUCUGAAGGAGAUAUCCGGCUGGCGGUUGCAGCACUCUACUACUCUUGGCGUGCUCGAAACUCAGCCGUAUGGGAUGGCUUUCUCCCACUGCCAAGAAGAAUCAAACAAUCAGCAAAGGCUGCACUUCAGGCUUGGACGGCGGUUCAUCACACCCAAGCUGCUGUUGCCGAUCACACGGGCGCACAGGCAGAUUCGGAACAGCACCAAAACAUGUCACCAAAAUGCUAUUUCGAUGCAGGAUUCAUGCCGAAUACGUUGAAGUCGUCGUUUGGAGCGGUCCUACUCUCACCAGACGGGGCUUUCAUGGCGGCUUGCGGAGGAACUCUAUCGGACUGCUUCUCUCCAUUAAUGGCUGAAGCAGAAGCUUGCAGAAUAACUCUUACGUGGCUACGUGGUAAGGGUCUGGAUUCGGUGGCGCUAUUUUCUGAUUGCUCACAGUUAUGCUCAUAUCUCUCACAGGAGUGCUCUAUUCGUUCGCAUGCAGGCUUUGCCAUACAUGCAUGCAAAGCGUUAAGAGCAACUUUUCAUAGCUGUGUGGUUACUUUCAUUCCUAGAUCAGAUAAUGCUUUAGCACAUACUCUUGCCACAUCGGCUUUCUCGCAGACUAGUACUGUGUAUUCGGACUCUGUCCCACCAAACUCUAUUUCUGCUCUUCUACAUUAA